GCACUAGUGCAUUUUAUUGAAUGACAUAAUAGCUAACCUAAAAGUUCACCCUUAGUUUUGAAAUAAUCCUCACAAUGUUAUGCUAAGAAUCUAAUUAAAAGUAAUAUUUUUACAUGAUAAAAUUAAUAAAUCUUCUUACUAAGUGCAGAAAACAAGAUGUCAUCGCUCCUGAGGUCUACAAAAUUUGUUCGAUAUUUCACUGGUGCAGCACGGACUCUGAUACUUAAUGCCGCAAAGACUACAGAGAACACUUCUUCUUUGAUUAAUCCUAAGACGUUAUGUGCAGCAAACAAUGUCCCCAUGCGAGAUUACUCCACUUCAAAGAAGGAAAUUGGAAAAGAGCAAUUGGAGCCCCUACUUCAACGUCUGGACUCAGAAGUGCGAAGGUAUGGACGAAUUUCAAAACGCGACAUAGAUGAAGUGUUUGAUGAAAUUCGAUCCAAACAUGAUAUCACAAGUUCACAAUCUCUACUUGUGAUCAGAUGUUGUGGAGAACUUGUACCAGAAGAAUUACCAGAACAAAGAACUUUACUUGUCCAAAAUAUAUGGAAUGUUCUUAAUGAAAGGGGCAUUCCUAUGGAUAUAUCCCAUUACAAUGCAUUGUUAAGAGUCUACAUUGAGAAUGAGCAUCCUUUCUCCCCUGCUAAGAUCCUUGAAGAGUUGGAGAAAAAAGGCCUGCAGCCUAAUAGGGUAACAUAUCAAAGAUUAAUGUGGCGAUAUUGCCAAGAUGGUGAUGUUGAAGGUGCAACUAAAGUUCUAGAGAGAAUGAGAGAGUUAAAUCUACCAGUUUCGGAACCUGUGCUCAAUGCUUUGGUUAUGGGUCAUGCUUUCCAUGGUGACACUGAGGGUGCAAAAGCUGUCCUAGAAACAAUGGCAGGAGCAGGGUUACAACCUUCAAACCGUACUUACACAUUAUUAGCAUGUGGUUAUGCAAAGCAAGGUGAUAUUGAUGGAGUGAAUGAAGUUAUCAAACUCGCAACAGAGAAAGAUGCAUAUAUGACUGAUAAGGACAUUUUAGAAAUUAUAGAGCACCUUGCUUAUGGUGGACAUGGAGAUAAAGCAGAACAGUUAUUCAGUCACAUACAAAAGGGACUUGGAUAUAAUCAAGAUGUAUAUAAUCUUAUUCUUAGAUUACUGAACAAAGGACACAUAGAAACUGCUAAAGCAGUUAUGAAGACAAUGCCAAAAUCAUUAACAAUUGAUGACACAAUAUUCAAAGGAGCCUUUUUUGUAAAACAGCUGUUAAAAGUUUGUAAAGACCCUGAAAAGGUGAUUAAAACAUGUAGAGAGUUACAAGAAGAAAACUUGGUGCCUAAUUCUUUUUUCAUUGCUACAGAAACUGCUCUGCAAAUAGGUCAUGUAGAAAUGGCCCAAAAGCUUUUUAAAGAAAUUGAGAAAGAAGGAAUCGAGAUAAGACAACACUAUUACUGGCCUUUGUUGGUUCAAAAGGGCAAAGAAGGUGAUGAAGAAGGAAUGCUUCAAGUACUGCGCAAUAUGGUUGGUGCCGGACAAACACCAACUGGAGAGACUCUGCGAGAUUAUGUUAUUCCAUACUUGAGGAAAAAAGACUCACCACAAAACAUUAUUUUAAAGUUGCAACUUGCCAAUGUGCCAGUAAUACUUAGUGCCAGAAAUUUAAUGAUAGAGCUUUUAGACUCAGGAAAAAUUAAAGCAGCUGAAGAAAUAGCUCUGCAAUACCGUCUUAGAGGACAGUACAACUUGGUAGCACGGUCUUUGCUUAAUGCAUUAAAUAAAACAAAAGAUAUAGGUUCGUUUGUCUCAAUAUUACAUGUGAUGACCAGUAAACCAGUCUCAGGUAGAGAAGAAGAUAUAUCAAAUGAUGACCAUUCAGAUGAAAAGGGUGAUAUUUAUGAAAUAGGAAGGUUAGUCAAAACAGCAGUGAAAAUGUUAUCAGAAAAUAAUUUAAUUGAAUCUCUACUAACUGCUUUGCAUUCAAGAGGAAUAAGUAUUGAUACAGAAUCGGCAGAAGUCAUACAACAAUUUCUUGAUAAAAAUAUGACUACUAAAAUCUCAGAGCUUCUUACUCAACUGACAUCAACAGAUUUAGAAGUAACUCCUCUUGAAAAUCGAAGACGAGAGAAUGCUUACUAUACAUCUGCCCAGCUUGAGCACCUUCUACAGCAAAUCAAAACUAAAGGAGGAAACAAUAUUUUACGUAUCCAAAAACAAUUGCUGUCUUCAUACAUAAAAGAGAAUAAUGUUACUAAAUUGGACAGUUACUUGCAAGAGCUGAAAGCAUCAAAUUUCGAAAUAAACCUAGCCACUCUCGCUCAGCUCUAUGAAUUUUAUUGUGUCAAUGGUAAUAUUGAAAAAGCCAAAGAGUGUCAAGCUGAAAUAAAGGCUAAGAACCCUGAUUUUGUCCUAAGCAAAUAUAAACUAUUCCUAAUGGCAAAUGCUUUAAUUAAAGCUAAUAAAUUCGAUGAGGCCAUACAAUUUUUACAAGAUAAUCAACCAACGGAAGAUUUAGAAAAUAAUUUUGUUUUGAAUUCUAAAUGUUGGCAGCUGUUAAAUUAUUUAGCUGAACAGAAAGAUGAAGCAAAGGUGUUACAGUUGAUUCAAACUUUAGUUGAGAAGAAUUAUGUGGAGCCUUCAAACGUGAUUUUGGGCCCGUCAAUCAAAGUAUUUUUGCUAAAAGGGGACAUAGAUGGAGGCCUAAAGCAGUUUGAACAUUGCUGUAAUCAAUACAGGUCUACUCCUUGGAAAGGAGAACUUAUGAAAGCACUCAUUAUGAAAGAGGAUGCCAGCAAACUUCAGUGGUUGGCCGAUCUUAGCACACAGAUACAUGGCGAGGUGAACAUUCUGCAUGAUUUAGUGCUCGCAUUCGUCGAAUGCGGGCGUUUGCGUCAAGCGCGGCGUAUUCUCGAAACUCCCGGCAUGCACACGCGCCAGAGGCGUUUAGAAGAUGCUUGCCAGCGAUAUGUGGAGGAGGGAAAACCGGAAUACUUGGAAGGACUACUAGAAGCUACUAAAGAACUAUCACAUAUAGACAGGUCAAACAUAUUCUACCAUUUGCUAAGGUCUUACUGCAAGGCUGGCGAGACUGAUAAAGCUAUAGGUUUGUGGACACUGCUUCAAGAGGAGGGUGAAAUUCCUAGCGACCAAUUCCUUUUACACCUCGGAAAACACCUCAAGCAGCAGAACAGAGAUGUACCGUUUAUUAUGCCUGAAGAAGAGAAACCAAAACAAGUAAAAACACAAUUAAAAGAAAAACUCAUAGAAAAAGACAUUGACAAAAAUUCAUCCACUCCGUCUAUCAAGAAAGAAUUAAGCACCAAAAUAGAGACUCUAAUCAAUGAGAAUAAAAAUAUUGUAAAAGCAUUUGAAUUAACAAUAAAAUCCAUACAAGAAGGUGUAUACCCUAAAACUACAGUACUAAAGUAUUUGCUUAAAAACCUUGCUGAAGAAGGCGAGCUUGAAAAGAUACAGGUAUUAGGUGAAUAUGCAUCAGACUCUCUAAGAAGACUUAUUACAUACGAUGACAAAUUGACACUUGCUACUUUCAAAAAAGGCAAUGCAGCUGAACACAUUGAUAAUUUGUUGAAAAUUGCUGAAACAGAACCUAGCCCAGAAAAUAUAAAAACAAUUGUUCAAAAAUUCCCAAGAAGCAUUGCAUUGGCAUCUGUUGUUGAAAACAAUGAACUCAUUGCCAAAUGUCAAAGACUUGCCGAAAUAGUCGCGUCUCAAGGUUUUAGUAUUCCUAUCAACUUACUCUGGAUGGAAUAUGUAUUGGCCGGAAAAGAAAAGGAGGCUAACACUGUCUGGAAUCAAUGGUUGAGCGGAGCUUCCACUGUUCUAUUUAGAAGAUUGCUUCAAGAAAGUCAUUCCAGAAAUGAACCACAGGUCGUAGAAAAGCUCAUUGAAACUCUCAAAUCAAACCCACAAGUGAGCAAGGGUUCAUUUGGUAAUGCAUACUCUCGCCUGAUUAAUUUGUACCUGAUGAAUAACAAAGUUGAAGAGGCAGAGAAUGCUUUGAGCCGAGCGAUAAAUUCUGGAUUGACAGCAGAAAAUUUCAACAAAAACUGUUUGGAUAGAUUACAGGAAGCUAUGAAACAAGCUGGAAAGGAAUUUAACUAUUUCAAAUAAGUUCUAUUGAUGUCUGUGUAAAUUACCAUUGCCAAUAAAGUGUAUGUUUUAACUGUAUGCAGUAUAUAGCAUUUACAAAGUUAAUGACCCUGUUGUGGUUUCAAGUAUUGAUUCUGGUUUCCAUAAAUUGUUUAAUUUUAGUUGAUAAUAAAUUAUUAG
Molecule: messenger RNA, 4263 nt
Organism: Chilo suppressalis (striped riceborer)
Lineage: Eukaryota; Metazoa; Arthropoda; Insecta; Lepidoptera; Crambidae
Source: the annotation of a GenBank genome assembly